Molecule: messenger RNA, 5324 nt
Organism: Maniola jurtina (meadow brown)
Lineage: Eukaryota; Metazoa; Arthropoda; Insecta; Lepidoptera; Nymphalidae
Gene: ATP8B
Product: phospholipid-transporting ATPase ID
Exons: 26
Coding region: 473-4438 (1321 amino acids)
Biological process (GO): Golgi organization; phospholipid translocation
Cellular component (GO): plasma membrane
Molecular function (GO): magnesium ion binding; ATPase-coupled intramembrane lipid carrier activity; ATP hydrolysis activity
Source: RefSeq, a predicted model, not a curated record
CAAUCGUGUAUUGGCAUUGCAGUGGUGCAAAAAAAAGAUCAAAAAAUUAAGUUGUGCUUGUGUCAUGUGUGUGAUUUUAUAACUUUCUUUAAAUUGUGAAUCAUAAAUGAACCAAAAACUAUUUUCAGUGAAGUGUAUAUAAUGAAUGCAUUUCUCUGUGUGGCGUGAAGUUUACUAAAGUAAUCACAAUGGAAGCUUCACAGCGUAGUUCGACGACCACUCGCCAAUUUGCAUAGCAGCCUUGGGAAAGUGAAGUGCAAGGUUGGACCGCAGGAUGCCGAUCGCACCGCGCGGCCCUCCGCACGAUUUAAUACCACCCUACUGCCUGCAACACCAUAGGAGACCGAUCUCAACCCACAAGUGGCCUUAGAUUAUUUUAAAGUGUAACUUUUGUACGCCUGUUUUACACCGACCUAAUAAGUAUAAGUACACAGUGUUUAGUGUUAAGUGUCGCGCGCGAGUGUAAGUGUGUAUGUGUGUCGAUGGUGCGGCCGACAUGGGAAAGUCCUCGGCGAGAACACAUGGCCAAGAGAAUGAACGGAGAAUCAAAGCGAACAACAGAGAAUACAACGCGCAGUUCCGCUACGCCAACAACUACAUCAAGACGUCGAAGUACUCGAUUAUAACGUUCCUGCCACUGAACCUGUUGGAGCAGUUCCAGCGACUGGCGAACUUCUACUUCCUGUGUCUGCUGGUGCUGCAGCUGAUCCCGGCCAUCUCAUCGCUCACUCCCAUCACAACCGCGAUACCGCUCAUUGGAGUGCUCGCUCUCACUGCCGUCAAAGACGCUUACGACGACUUUCAACGUCACCAAAACGAUUCCCAAGUGAACCACAGAAGGGCGAAAACUCUUCGCAAUGGCAAGCUUGUGGAGGAGAAGUGGGCGUCUGUUCAGGUGGGAGACGUCAUCCGGCUGGAGAACGACCAGUUCGUCGCGGCGGACAUCCUGCUGCUCAGCAGCUCCGAGCCCAACGGCCUCUGCUACAUUGAGACUGCUGAGUUGGAUGGGGAGACGAACUUAAAAUGUCGUCAGUGCCUUCUGGAGACGGCCGCCAUGGGCCAGGACGAUGCACAACUGGGCGCGUUCGACGGCGAAAUCGUCUGCGAAACGCCCAACAAUCUACUUAAUAAGUUUGAUGGCACGCUGAGCUGGCGGGACCAGCACUUCUCGCUGGACAACGACAAGAUCCUGCUGCGCGGCUGCGUGCUGCGCAACACGUCGUGGUGCUACGGCGUGGUGGUGUUCGCGGGCAAGGACACCAAGCUCAUGCAGAACUCCGGCAAGACCAAGUUUAAGCGCACCAGUAUAGAUAGGCUACUUAAUUUUCUUAUUAUAGGGAUAGUGCUGUUCCUGCUGUCGAUGUGCGUAUUCUGCACGGUGGCGUGCGGCGUGUGGGAGUGGCUGGUGGGGCGCUACUUCCAGGCGUACCUGCCGUGGGACACGCUGGUGCCGGCCGAGCCCGCGUCCGGCGCCGUCGUCAUCGCGCUGCUCGUCUUCUUCUCCUACGCCAUCGUCAUGAACACUGUCGUGCCUAUAUCACUUUACGUUUCCGUCGAGGUAAUAAGAUUCGCCCAAAGUUUUCUAAUAAAUUGGGAUGAAAAAAUGUAUUAUGAAAAGACUGGAACAGCUGCUAAAGCGCGCACCACAACUUUAAACGAAGAACUAGGUCAGAUCCAGUACAUAUUUUCGGAUAAAACUGGCACUCUAACACAGAACAUAAUGACGUUCAAUAAAUGUUCGAUAGCAGGUGUGUGCUAUGGGGACGUGAUCGACGAAAACACGGGCGAGAUCAUGGAACUCACGGACCGCGGCAAGCGGCGCGGCGAGGGAACCAGCGCCGUCCCCAGCGCGGCCACGCCUGCGGGCGCCACGGUCGCCGUGACGGCCGCUGCGGGCGCCAACGGAGCACGCGCGCGCCUGCUGGACACCGAGCACGAGCAAGGACGGAGCACGCCCGGCGCCACGCCGCAAGCGCACGCGCACAGCACGGAGCCUCUGGACUUCUCGGACAACCCGGAGUAUGAACCGGAGUUCAAGUUCUUCGACUCUAAGCUGCAGAAAGCGGUGAAGCAAGGCGACCGAAACGUAUAUGACUUCUUUCGUCUGCUCGCGCUCUGUCACACGGUCAUGCCUGAGCAGAAGAACGGCCGUCUCGAAUAUCAGGCACAGUCGCCCGACGAGUCGGCGCUAGUGUCAGCGGCAAGAAAUUUUGGUUUUGUGUUCAGAGAACGUUCGCCUAAUACUAUUACGAUAGAAGUUAUGGGUAAAACAGAGGUGUACGAGUUGUUAUGUAUAUUAGAUUUUAAUAAUGUUAGGAAAAGAAUGUCCGUGAUAUUGAAGAAGGAUGGUGAAAUUAGGUUAUACACUAAAGGUGCUGAUAAUGUAAUAUACGACAGAUUAAAACGUAGCAGCCAUGAAGAAGUGAGAAUAAAAACACAAGAGCAUUUAAAUAAGUUCGCGGGCGAGGGUCUGCGCACGCUGGCGCUGGCGUGGCGGCCGCUGGAGGAGCGCGGCUUCGCGGAGUGGAAGCGGCGCCACCAGGCCGCCGCGCUGGCGCUGCACGACCGCGACGAGCGCCUCGACGCUAUCUACGAGGAGAUUGAGACUGACCUAAUAUUGAUCGGUGUAACAGCAAUAGAAGACAAGUUACAAGAUGGAGUCCCAGAAACAAUAGCGAACCUAAGUAUGGCCGGUAUGAAAUUGUGGGUUUUAACAGGAGAUAAACAAGAGACGGCAAUAAACAUCGGCUACUCGUGCCAACUGCUAACGGACGACAUGGCGGAGGUGUUCGUGAUCGACGGCGUGGCGCACGACGACGUGGAGCGCCAGCUCGCCAAGUGCCGCGACUCCAUCCGCGUCGUGAACACAUUCCUGCCGCACGGCACAUCCGACCCCAAGAACUCAAGUACGGAAACUGCGAACGGCGGCGGCUCGGUGUCGCGGCCGUCGCCCGGGCGCGCGGCCAACGUGAAGCUCAACGCGCCCGCCGUCUCCGUCGUCACAUUUAGGUGGGAACUUAACACUCUAGCACACGACAGCAACGAGUACGCGUCGGGCGGCGGGCCGCAGUCGGCGGACGCGCUGGAGCACGGCGCCGACGACUCCAACGGCUUCGCGAUCGUCGUCAACGGCCACUCGCUCGUGCACUGCCUGCAUCCCAAGUUGGAGGAAAAGUUCCUAGACGUCGUACUGCAGUGCCGGUCCGUCAUUUGCUGCAGAGUGACGCCAUUACAGAAGGCAAUGGUAGUCGAGCUCAUCAAGAAAAGCAGGAAAGCGGUCACGCUCGCGAUAGGGGACGGUGCCAAUGAUGUGUCUAUGAUUAAAGCGGCGCACAUAGGCGUUGGUAUCUCAGGACAAGAGGGCAUGCAAGCCGUGUUAGCGUCGGACUACUCGAUAGCGCAGUUCCGCUUCCUGCAGCGCCUGCUGCUGGUGCACGGCCGCUGGUCGUACUACCGGAUGUGCAAGUUCCUGCGGUAUUUCUUCUACAAGAACUUUGCCUUCACGGUCUGCCACUUCUGGUUCGCGAUGUUCUGUGGUUUCAGUGCGCAAACGGUGUUCGACGAGAUGUUCAUCUCAGUGUACAAUCUGUUCUACACGUCGCUGCCGGUGCUGGCGCUGGGCGUGUUCGAGCAGGACGUGUCCGACGUGACGUCGUUGCAGUUCCCCAAGCUGUACGCGCCCGGCCACACGAGCCAGCUGUUCAACAAGACCGAGUUCAUCAAGUCCACGCUGCACGGGUGCUUCACCUCGCUCGUACUCUUCCUCAUUCCGUACGGUACUUACAAAGACGGCUUGGCGCCCGAUGGCAAGAUAUUAUCGGACCACAUGUUACUAGGCAGUGUGGUGGCCACAAUAUUGAUCAUUGACAAUACAACGCAAAUCGCGUUAGAUACGACCUACUGGACAGUAUUCAACCAUAUCACAAUCUGGGGCUCGCUGGUGACGUAUUUCGUGCUAGACUACUUCUACAACUACGUGAUCGGCGGCCCCUACGUGGGCUCGCUUACCGUGGCGCUCACGCAGGCUACCUUCUGGUUCACGGCCGUGCUUACCAUGAUGAUCCUGAUGGUGCCGGUGGUGUCGUGGCGGCUGGCGUGGUCGCGGCGGCGCCCCACGCUGGCCGAGCGGUUGCGCGCGCGCCAGCGCUGGCGCCGAGCCGCCGCCGCGCCCGCACCGCGCACGCCAUCCGCGCGCCGCGCGCGCCGCUCCGUGCGCUCCGGGUACGCCUUCGCGCACCAGGAGGGCUUCGGCCGCCUCAUCACGUCCGGCAAGAUCAUGCGCCGCAUCCCGCACGCCGACGCCGCGCUGUCCGCGCUCGCCUCGCUGCCCGGCAAGUUCCACCCGCGCUCCUCCACGCCGCCGCCCUCGCCCCCCUCGCCGCCCUCGCCCCCUUCUCCGCGCGCGCCCAAGCAGGACCUCGAUUCUGUCGACUUAUGAGCCCGGCGGACGAUGACGUGUGGCCCUCGUCUCGAGAACUCGCUCUGAACGCGAGAGCGGCGCGCGGCCGAGCCUCAGGCCAGCUGUGUGGACGACGACGUCUUCGCUAGCGACAGUGUUCUUUUAAUUAAAAAAGACGUAAAAUGUACAAUAUAAGAUCGAAAGUAAUGUUUGUAAAUAAUAAAGAGGUUACAAACGACCCGUAAUUUUUUAAUAGACGGCAUAAUGUCGUCGCAACUCGUAUUGUGAUAAUGUUGAUAGAUUUAAAAAUUCGUAUUAUAUUAUUGCCUAUAUUAAAUUAUAUUUGUUGAUCGAGAGUAUAUAUUGAUAGAUAUUUAUUAUGGUACGUACUAAGAUUACUCUUUUAUAUCGGAAAGUCCCGAUGUUCCUUUGUAUGUGUAGACGACGUAGGCCGCGACCCAUCGAUUAGUUUUUUUAGUUUGAUUAUUAUUAUCAAUGUUACUAUCGUCAAACGAUAAAGUAAGAAAAAGUUAAAGCUACCGGAAACUAUUGUUCUUUUCGUUCAACUUAUGAUAUACAACUUGUUAUUUUUAUUACCCAUUUUGAUUUAUUUCACUUACGAGCUUAAUGUUUUUUAUAUUCUUUUUAUUUGUCGUCUUAUGUCGGAGACCUUAGUAAAAUGUGCAUUUAAAAAAAGUGUAACUGUUAUAUGCAGUUGAAAUAAAACAAAAGAAAACAUUGAGUUUUCUUUGUAUAUUAUUUAUGGAUCUAAAUAUCCUCGAUUUAAUUAGUACCUAACAAAUUAUUGUUUUUAAUAACAAAAACUCUGUAAUCAAUCAUUUUAAAUGUUGUCCCUUAUUUGAACUGCAUAUAAAACACAUCAUUUGCUUUGGUAUCAAAUUUUUAAUAAAAAAAAUUACUCUCU